This is a messenger RNA of Enterobius vermicularis (human pinworm), 822 nucleotides long. The record is from the annotation of a GenBank genome assembly. NCBI's taxonomy places the organism in Eukaryota, Metazoa, Nematoda, Chromadorea, Rhabditida, Oxyuridae.
AUGCGUAUUUUAUUUUUGCUUCUUCUUUUUACAUUUGUAAAAAUUUUUUGCUAUGCCCAACGUACAUUUGCCAAUGAAAAGUUUGACCUCAGUCCUGACCUACCAAUGGAAUCCGUUGAUACCAUGCCACAAUUUGUUACUGCUGAACCCGAGAUGAUGUUACCAAAUGAUUUACAAAUGCAUCGUACUUUAAAACCCGGCCUACCAGCUAUAUCACCCAGUAAUGCUCAAGUUAUUCCGCUGUCACCAGUUUCACCGUCGUCUGCUGCUGCACCUGCUGUUGUUUUAACUGAAGUUAAAGCAAGAGAUUUAGUUGAUAGUGUUGUCGUUACCGGUGAAUCAAUGAAACCAGGUGCUGUAAAAAUUCAACCAAUUCAGAAAGCUAGUCCAGAAAGUAGCGCUGUAAAAAAUCCACAUAAUAUUUCCAAGAAACCAACAGUAGUACAGCAGCAACCGACAGCUCCCAACAGGAAUCAAGUGUCUGAAAAAAAGCAAAAAAAUUUACCGAUUGAAAAGAUUCCACCAACGACGUCUACAGCAUCAAAACAACCAACAGCUGUUGCCAGUAAUGCAAAAAAUUUGACUCUUAUACCAACAGCUGUGUUACCCGAAUCAGCCGAGAACGCUAAAGGAAUAUUGGUGGUUCCAGUGGCUCCGUCGUCAAAUCAGUCAAAGCAACCAAUUGAGUUGGUAGAGCUGGUGGAGCCGCACCUACCAGUCAAGCUUGCUUCAGAUUUACCAAAACCCAAACAACGAUAUAACAUGGUACCAACGGCUCCAUGGUAUCAAGAAAGUUUCAAUACUACAGGUAGACUACUUUGA